Molecule: messenger RNA, 1890 nt
Organism: Guillardia theta CCMP2712
Lineage: Eukaryota; Cryptophyceae; Pyrenomonadales; Geminigeraceae
Exons: 13
Coding region: 1-1890 (629 amino acids)
Source: RefSeq, a predicted model, not a curated record
AUGAACUCGCCCCUGCUGCUCUGCUUGCUGUCGGCUGCAGCUCUAUCGGGGGUGGAGGCAGUGUUCUGGGAUGGCGGUUUACUUGAGAAUGUGAUCGGGACAACGAUCAACAACUGCUCAGCGCGAACGCCGCCUAACAACACAGUCUUCCCUGUCAACUGCACAUUCUUCAACGAGACGAACAAGGAUGUGGUAUGCUCGUCUGUUUCUUUCUCGGUGGUCUGGUCGAACGAUGGGCCAGGUCAGAUCGCGUUCACCACUCUCUCACCUGACUACUUCGCGGUCACAAGCUGCGAGCUCCCCGAUGGGAGUACACCUGAUUCAUGCGGGAUGAACUACCAGCAGAAAUGUGCGGAGAGUGACAAGUACUGGCUGACCAAGGCAACGAGCCCGUUGUGCGGGCAGCGAAUUUGCAACAAUGUGACCUCGAGUUGUACAUGCAACAACGCUCAGUAUCUAUGCACCUGCUACAACUGGAAGAGAUACACUGUGAAACCGGUCAGGUUCCUCCCCAUCGAUUCCACGAUACUCUGCUUCACCACUACAUCCAGGACGGGGGUGACGGACAAGCGAUGUGUUUUCUUCGACAUCAUGGUCCAACCGUACAAGCUGACCGUGUCCAAUGUGAACGAUCCAAACAACGUGCAGAAGCAAGUGAAUGCUUACAUCGGGGAACAACUGGACCUCACCGUCUUCGCACAAGAUGUGAACACUGAACAGUCGCUCUCUAUAAGGCUGCAACCUUCAGUCUCGGUGUAUCAACCAUCCGCUGAGCUUCCCAAUCAGCAAUGGCUUUCAGCUACUACUAUGUGUGUGGAUUCGAACAAUGUUUUGGCAAGCACAGGGCAACCUUGCAAAAACGGGUUAUGGUUUAGGAAACUAACCUACAGUCCAAGACUAUCGGAGAUCGGGAUGCAGUACUCCCUGUACUUUGAGGCAUCAGACGAUGGGUUUGCUGCAAGACAAUUCGACAAGUACGUGGGUUUGUCCUCUCUUAGCGGAACAACUUGCGGAAAAUCGAGUGGGUAUUGUUCAUUGACACCAGCAAUCUUCAGCCCGAAAGUUUUCACUGUCAGAGUCUCUGUUUCGCUUCAGUCCCCGCAGUUCAUCUCGGGAAUCGGCUUCUUCGGCACUCCGAUCGAUGGGACGACGCUUCCCUUCACAUACCCCAACUGCCCGAUGCGGCCAGUAGACAUCAUGAUCUGGAAGCCCAACAGCCAGCUGCGUUUGUACCUUACAUUCGGCGAAGGGCUGUUGGACAUUUCAAGAUAUGCCUUGUAUGCUCAGAUGACUGCAAGCUGCUCUUUGGAUCAGAUCAACGGAGACUUCUCGUAUUCUUGUCAGCAAUACUCGUCGACCCGACCAGCUCUAGGAGAGCUUCAUCGAAUGACCCUCCAAUGGACUCCUCCCAUGGUUGCGCAAGGACGAAACUUCACCAUCUGUGCUAUCGCGGAGGAUAAUGCUCCUUCUCAGAACAAGACUUGCUUCCAUAUUGUUGUUCAAAGGUGUAUGUAUUGCACCAAUCCCACUCGACCCGAAUCCCUCUUCGACAUUGCGACUCGAUAUAGAACCAAUUGGCUUCAGUUGUGGCUUGCCAAUGAUCCCUACUGGAUUGAAAAGGAGCAAGCGAGUUUGACCGACUCGGGGGUCACGGCAUGGGACGGAAGGAGUAGCCCUGACGCCAUUCCUACCAAAACUUUGAUUCGACUGGGGCCUGUGUUCGUGACGAGGGACAAUCACACUAUUGGUGAAUUGGCCGCCCGGUUCCGAACCACGUCAUGGGCAAUUCUUGAGCUCAACCCGGAUCUUGAGAUGUCUAUGCUCGACGACACGAUUCCCAAGGAGAGUGAGCUUUGUUUAUUACCUGGCAUCUGUACACCUGCGGAGUAG